AUGGCGUUUGGACAUUCACGACGGAGUCUGGACUGGGACCCUCCGACUCGUCCCACGCUCCUCGGCAGCCCCAACGACGAGACGUACUUGCCGCCGAAGCUGGUCCCCUUCAUCCUACCCGACGAACACGGGAAGCUCUUCGUCUGCCCCGAGGCGUCCCGUCUGCUCGCAGACGUCACGGCCCCCAUCGUGGUGUGUGCCGUGGGGGGCAACUACCGGGGCGGCAAGGACUUCCUCGUCAACUUCUUCGCGGGUGUCAAGGAACCAGGCUUCGCGAUAGGGCCUGCUUCUCUGCACAACACCAAAGGGAUCUGGAUCUGGGUGAAGCCCUUUCCCGUGCCGUCUGACGGAGCCAUUUUGGUGAUGGACGUUGAGCGGUUGGACGGUCUUAACAAGGAGGAGCCCGAUCUGGACAACUACCUGAUCCUCAUCGCGAUGCUGCUGUGCGCCGAGUUUGUUUGGAGCACCUCUAACUCGCCGAGCAAGGACUCCAUGGAUCAUGUGCGGUUCCUGGACGAGCUGCAUCGCUUCGUGGUGCUGCCCGACUACUCGCCGCCCCGGCCCGCCUUCGUGGACCGCUACGGCGUGGGCAGGACCCUGCCGGGCUUCUCUGUGGCCCUCUGGGACUUCCGCCCGCGGCCAAACUCCUCCAACGAUGUUCUGGAACGUGGCCUGCGGGCGCGCAGGGAGGGCACCGAGGACUCGACCCGCGACUUCAACCGCAGGCGCGAGCUCUUCGCCGCUCACUUCCCCAUCGGGCGCCACUGCUGCUUCGGCCUGCCAAUCCCCGUGCAGCCGGACCGACUGCCGGACUCUGAGCGCCUGACGGAGAGCCAGGUGGAGGUGGCUCUGCACCACGCCGUCUCCCCGCUCGCCCACCACGUGCUGCAGGCCAACACCACCAAGCGCCUGCAGGGGGCAGCCCUCACGGGGCCACUUUUCACGAUGCUGGCUGAGCAGCUGUGCGAGUUCCAGCGCGCCGGCUCCCCGCUCUGCAUCGAGUCCGCGACGGCGGUGAUCUGCGACGUCCAAAACAGCGCCGUGUGCCUCGAUGCACUGGCGGCCUACCGCCGCCGCUUGUCCACGGCGAUGCUCCGGCUGCCGCCGCUCGUCACGCAGGUGGACGAGCGGCACGCCGAGGCGGUGGGCGAUGCCCUGGAAGUCUUCACCUCCGGCGUGUUCCUCGACAAGGACGGGGUGUACGCCAUGAGACUCGUGGGUCUCGUCUCGGCGGCUCGACACGAGAUCUUUCAGGAGGCCGACGAGGCGUCCGCGAGGCGGUGCCGCCAUCGCCUGGUGGAGCUGUACGCCGGCGUGAAGCUCAAGAACGAGCAGGACGCGUUCAGCACGCCGGGAGGCCACGCUGUCUACCGCAGCCUCGUGGACGACCUGGUGCUCCAGUACAGCGAGACGCCGGGGCUGGGCGACGAGAUGGAUAGAAUCCUGGCCCUAUUCCUGAACGAGAAGGCGGAGGAUGGCCGGGCGAUUUUCAUUGUGGACAAGAUCGUUACUGCCAUGGAGGAGGAAAAACGAAAAAAAGCGGUGGAGGAGAAGGAGAUGGCGGAGCGGCAGCGGCGUCUGGAGGAGAAAAACCGCGAGCAGGAGCUGCACAUCUCCAACCUGAGACACAAGCUGGAGGGCUUGGAGAGCUACGCACUGGAGUGUGGCUGGAAGGGCUCCAGGGAGCCCAAGAGGGGCAGGGACCGUGACGUCUGCGCCAUCCUGUGA
This is a messenger RNA of Lethenteron reissneri (Far Eastern brook lamprey), 1728 nucleotides long. Its product is annotated as guanylate-binding protein 1-like. Gene Ontology annotation, molecular function: GTP binding; GTPase activity. The record is from RefSeq and is a predicted model, not a curated record. Lineage: Eukaryota; Metazoa; Chordata; Hyperoartia; Petromyzontiformes; Petromyzontidae.